GAACAACCUGUCUGUAAUAUUCAAGAACAAUUUGAACUAAAUGGACUAUAUAAAAAGGGUGACAUCAUUUUAGGAGGUAUUUUUGAAAUAAGCUUUGAAGUGAUUAUGACUGACCUGUCUUUUAAGUUUAAACCUCAACAAUGGAAAUGUGAAAGAUUGGAGUUGUCUGUGUUUCAGUGGGCACAGACAAUGAUAUUUGCUAUUGAAGAAAUCAACAGGAAUGAGAACAUUCUUCCAAAUGUAACUCUGGGUUACAGAAUUUAUGACAACUGUGUGAAGCUGCCAGUGGCCCUGAGAGUAGCAGCUGCUCUCAUUAGUGGAAACACUGAAGUCGCUGGUGGAUCUGACUGUGAGGGGACUCCUCCUGUCAUUGCUAUCAUAGGGGACCCCGUGUCAACACAUUCAAUUGCAAUAUCAAGGAUGCUUAGUCUUUUCCAGAUACCUAUGGUGAGUUACUCUGCUUCCUGUUCCUGUUUAAGCAACAAACAAGAAUUUCCUACAUUCUUUAGAACAAUUCCCAGUGAUGCAUUUCAGGUGAAAGCAAUGAUAGAAAUCAUUAAACAUUACGGAUGGACAUGGGUUGGAGCUAUAGCAAGUGAUGAUGAUUAUGGACAAAAUGCAAUUAAAAUCUUUCAAGAAGACGUCAAAGCAUUUGGAUGUAUAGCCUUUUCGGAAACCAUCCAUAAAGUCAGUGAAAAGGAUGAUGUUCUUCAAAUAGUGAAAGUCAUUAAAAAUUCAUCUGCAAAAGUUAUUGUGGCAUUCUCAUCAGAGGUAGAAUUAAAAGCUCUGAUGGAUGAGAUUGUGCGACAAAACAUUACAGGCAGGCAGUGGAUUGCCAGUGAAGGGUGGAGCACCGCUGGUGCUUUAGUUAUUAAUAAGAACUAUGCAUCAUUUGGUGGCACAAUAGGGAUAGCAUUUCGGAGAGGAAAAAUCCAAGGUCUGCAAGAUUUUCUUCUCCAGAUUCAUCUUGAUUUUGAUCCCAAAAACAAUUUAGUGGUACAGUUUUGGGAAACUAUCUUUCAAUGUAAAUUUGAAGAAAAUAUCAAAGAAAAUAUGUCAAAUCGUUCACUUAAUGUCAAAUUAUGUUCUGGACAUGAAGAUGUUAAAAGCACUAAUACAGCUUAUAGUGAUGUAUCAGAUUUACGAAACGCCUAUAAUGUUUAUAAGGCAGUUUAUGCUGUAGCACAUGCCCUUGACAACAUGAUGAGGUGUGUGGAUAAAAAAGGACCAUUUGCUAACAAUGUCUGUGCAGAUAUUCAAAAUGUGCAGCCAUGGCAGCUGUUACAUUAUCUUAAAAAUAUUGAUUUCAUGAAUUCUUUGGGGGAAAGAGUGGCUUUUGAUGAAAAUGGUGAUGCCGUUGCUGUGUAUGACAUUGUAAACUGGCAACUGAAUGAUAAUGAAACUUUGAUUGCCAAAAAUGUUGGCAUUUUUAGUAAAUUAGGCACUGCUGGGCAGAUGGUCACACUCGCAGAGAAUGAAAUAUUUUGGAACUUUGAAUCUAAAAAAGUUCCUGAGUCUGUCUGCAGCAAAAGCUGUCAACCUGGCACACGAAAGGCCACAAGGAAAGGCCAGCCAAUCUGCUGUUUCGAUUGUAUACCAUGUGCAGACGGAGAAAUUAGCAGUGAAAUAAAUUCCCCUGAAUGUGUUCAAUGUGUUCCUGAAUUCUGGUCAAAUCAAGAAAAAACACAGUGCAUUUUAAAAGAUAUCGAGUUUCUUUCCUAUGAAGAUGCAAUGGGAAUUACAUUAACAACUGUUGCCUUGUCUGGUGCCUUUUUGUCUACUGGGGUUUUAACCAUUUUCAUACACUUCAGAAACAGCCCAGUGGUAAAAGCCAACAAUUCUGAACUGAGUUUCCUUUUGUUGGUAUCUUUAACGAUGUGUUUCCUUUGUGCAUUAUGCUUCAUUGGAAAACCUACAGAUCUGACUUGCAUGCUAAUGCAUGUGACAUUUGGAAUCAGCUUUGUACUUUGUAUUGCUUGCAUUCUUGUAAAAACUAUUGUUGUGAUUGUUGCUUUUAGAGCUACACUGCCUGGCAGUAAUAUGAUGAAGUGGUUCGGGACCACACAGCAGAGAGGCACUGUCUUCUUGUUCACUUUCAUCCAGUCAAUGAUAUGCACUGUUUGGCUGACCACUGCACCUCCCUUUCCAAAGAAAAAUACCCAAUAUCAAAAUUCUAAGAUUAUUUAUGAAUGCAAUAUAGGCUCACUGGUAGGCUUCAGCUGUUUACUAGGAUACAUAGGCAUGCUGGCUGCUACUUGCUUCCUGUUGGCUUUCCUGGCAAGAAACUUACCAGACACCUUUAAUGAAGCUAAAUUCAUCACAUUUAGCAUGUUGAUCUUUUGUGCGGUAUGGCUUACCUUCAUACCUGCAUAUAUCAGCUCUCCUGGAAAAUACACAGUAGCUGUUGAAAUAUUUGCAAUUUUAGCAUCUAGCUUUGGCCUCUUGUUUGCAAUAUUCAUCCCAAAAUGCUACAUUAUUCUACUGAAGCCAGAGAAAAAUACAAAAAAAGCAUUAUUAAGUCGAGGGCUUCCCAAAAAGUAG
Polypterus senegalus (gray bichir) is the source of this 2541-nucleotide messenger RNA. RefSeq names its product extracellular calcium-sensing receptor-like. NCBI's taxonomy places the organism in Eukaryota, Metazoa, Chordata, Cladistia, Polypteriformes, Polypteridae. The record is from RefSeq and is a predicted model, not a curated record. Gene Ontology annotation, molecular function: G protein-coupled receptor activity. Bases 106 to 2541 code for a protein of 811 amino acids. The transcript has 6 exons. Gene Ontology annotation, cellular component: membrane. Gene Ontology annotation, biological process: G protein-coupled receptor signaling pathway.